Molecule: messenger RNA, 1770 nt
Organism: Serendipita indica DSM 11827
Lineage: Eukaryota; Fungi; Basidiomycota; Agaricomycetes; Sebacinales; Serendipitaceae
Source: the annotation of a GenBank genome assembly
AUGUCUCACUAUCCCGUCCCUCCGCGUCGGUCACCAGCAACGAGAUCCAUCCAGCUCACGAGCUACACCGAGGACACGUCCCCUGUGGACUAUAUUUGCGCACUCGAGCGUACCGCUGGGCGUAUACAACGAGCGGCAGUCCAGCUGCAAAACCCCCGACAAGCCGAGCAAGCGGCAUCCCCACCGCUUGCUCAUUACCCACCCUCCUAUUCCAACAAUAACCAACCCGCUGCAGCGUGGACCCUCAAGCUCGAAUUUACGACCCCAGAGGCUGCCAGUACUGCGUAUGCUGCGGUUGCCGAGUCUAUCACCACCAAUUCGACGUCUUCUCCAGUGACGAGCCCGUACCCGAUGGUGCCGGGAGGGUUUGUCACCGCUGAGCGCCUGUCGUGUUUUGUAUUGGAGGAUGGCGAUAUCUUCGUCAACCCCCGAGAUCUGACAAAUAUUGCUCGGGGUGAUUGGUCUGCUCCAACCCACCAUGCCCAGAGUGGUUCUCUAUCUUCCAAUUCUCUAGCGCCUACACAAUCUUUACCAAUUGCUGCGCCUGUGGGCGCCCAGCCUUCAACAAGAUAUUCACGCGGAGAUGUACUUAACUCCGCCAGUCCUUCUACUACGGCCUAUUCGACUCUCCGUACCGGAAACAGCAGCACAUUGUAUUCGCAAAUGAAUAAUGGGAUGGCUCUUGGCCUCGGGUAUGAAGGUGGACAUGUGCGCGCGUACAGCUUUAGCUCUGAGGACGGCGGGUAUACAUCGAGCAGCAGCAGUCUUGUCUCAUCAACCACUGCGUCUUCGAACGAGAGGACAAGUCCAUACUUGAGCCAUUUACGUUCCGCAUCUUCAUCUUUGGACACGGGCUUUGGUGGGCCUUAUGGUCAUAUCGGAUACACCGUAGGAAACUCUGGAAGGUUUGCAAUGGGGGAUCGCGGAGUAUCGAUUCAAACACCUGGAGUUUUGGACGACUUUGACGCGCUGGCGCUCAGUAUGUCGAACCUGGACGUCGCGACCCCUAUCGCGGGCACGAACAAACAACCAGCACCGUGGCAGCUCGACAUCGAUCUAGACAGGGAUGAGCCACGCAGAAAGGAGACUCUGAAGCCUGCACCUACCCCGAUCGUUUCGGCUGAGGAAAAGGAUUCCGUGAAUCAACCUGCUACGACUACGACGUUCGCUUCACGCUCGGCAGUUGCGUCGUAUUCGGGUGCACUACGCAAGAGUCUCCCAAACGAAACGACGAACAAGAACUCUCCGGUUGUGAAUGUUUCGAAGACGAGUACGGUGGCUCACCAUCAUCAUCACCACAGCGAUGCACGAAGCGAGUCUUCGAGCACGACGACACAUACUAAACAUUCAACGUCGUCUUCAUCCUCUACGAAAUCUCGCCUGGCUAACACUGCCCACCACUCAAACUCUAGCCCUGGCGCCCGUAAUAACGCAUCCCAUCCGUCCUCUGGGACCCAUCACCGCAAGGCACCGAGACAGGAUAAACGCCUGUAUGCAACGGAUCCACACCAAGGCCCACGGCCGACCGACUGGAUGCUGUCCCCGGAAACGCUCGCUUCCCGCGAAGCGCGCGACGCGCGCUUUGCAGAGAUUGUCAAGCUGGGUCUCGCCAAGGGGAGGACGAAAGCCGGAUGGGCACAGGCAAGAAGGCCGGGGAAACGGGAUCGAGAUGCGGCAAAGGCGAAGUUGAGGGAGAUGGAAGAAGAGAAGGAACGUGAGAGGUUGAGGGCGCUCCUGGGCGAAGAUGAGAAGAAACUGACGACGGCAUAA